Messenger RNA from Aricia agestis (brown argus), 862 nucleotides. RefSeq names its product transcription factor Sox-9-A-like. Lineage: Eukaryota; Metazoa; Arthropoda; Insecta; Lepidoptera; Lycaenidae. Gene Ontology annotation, biological process: cell differentiation; regulation of DNA-templated transcription; anatomical structure morphogenesis. Gene Ontology annotation, molecular function: DNA-binding transcription factor activity, RNA polymerase II-specific; RNA polymerase II cis-regulatory region sequence-specific DNA binding. The transcript is spliced from 3 exons. The coding region runs from base 28 to 696 and encodes 222 amino acids. The record is from RefSeq and is a predicted model, not a curated record.
GACCGCACGCGCUUCGAACAGCUAACUAUGAGCCGCUUCCCGCCUGGACCUAUGAGCUGGAAGGAGGAGAGAGGGGACAAGCUGGAGAUCAACGAAGCUGUCGGCAAGCUGCUGCAGUCCUUCAACUAUGACACCAUCGUGGCUCAGCCUUCCAAGGGCGGUGGAUGUUCGAGGCGCGCGCACGUGAAGCGGCCGAUGAACGCGUUCAUGGUGUUCGCGCAGGCGAUGCGCCGCCGCCUGUCCGAGCAGCGGCCCAGCCUCCACAACGCAGAGCUCAGCAAGUCCCUCGGAUCCAUGUGGAAGAACUUAAGCGACGACGAGAAGCUACCGUUCAUUAAGGAGGCAGAGAAAUUAAGAACGGAGCAUAAACGUGAGCAUCCCGAUUACAAAUACCAGCCCCGCAGGCGCAAACCGCCCCCGGCGACUGCGCGACUCAAGCGUGAACCCUCGCCUGAGCGCUCCCAAAUAGACUUCUCCCGUAUCGAAGUAGACGGGGCUUUACUCGCAGACGGGCCGUUAGAUGGUGCCGAGCUGGACCAGUAUCUCAAGCCAGCCCAAACGCCGGACUACCACGAGAUGCAGCCCCGCUACAUCCCACAUACCCUGCCGAGUCACCCGCCGCCGCUGUAUAGCCCAGUACCACCGCACAUACACCCGCCUUGCACGGACUGGCAGUUCUACGCGGGGCAUCCAUGAGUUGCGAGUUUUCAUCAAAUGUGUCUUAGACGGUAGAGUCGAUAUUUUGACAAUUAUUUUUAUAGUAAAGUUUUCAAAAAUGGGGUAUUAUGUUCGUCGGGUUUCAUAUAUGAGGUUUUUCAAUGAAUAAGUAGUAUGAGCGGCAGAUUACAUAAUACAUAAUAUC